CCGCUCGCACCGGAUACGCUCCCGGAGAGCACGGCGCACCACGGCGCGGCACCCUCCACCGCGACUCCGCCGCACCUGACGGACGACGGGCGCACAACCAGAGGAUCGGCCGCCCGGGAACCGCUCGCGAUGCGCUGGGCCAGGCUGACGGCCGCCCUGGCGGUCCUCGGCGUCCUGGCCCUGGCCGACGCCCGCCACCACCGGCAGGGACCCGGCCACGGCUCCGAGCACAAACCUAAGGGCGACAUCUCCCUCUGGAUCGACCACCAGCAGAUCAAGAUGUUCAGCGGCGCCGAGAUGCAGAUCUUCGCCAUCACGGAAGGUAUGGUCCUCCCGUACCUGUUGGACCCGGAAUUCGAAAGCAAGCUGCCCAUUAUUCCCAGCGAGGUGUCUUGCGUCAACUUCACGUGGAAAUCCGGCGUCAAGAAGUACUAUUACAACUUUUAUCGACUAAAGUCCUACGACGAGUCGAUACUGAAGACCCCCUCGAUCACGAUCAAGACUCGAGGUCGAGUGCCUAAGAGGCCCAAGGAAUUCAGCGUUCUUCUGCCUUGUUCGGGGAACAACUCCGGGAUCGUGCAAUUCGGAAUCGGCCUGAUGAUCGAGACUCGUAAAGGCAAACCGUUGAACGGCACGCCGUUGCAUCUCAGCCUGAGAAAAGAGUGCACCGUGCGUGAUCCAAAUCCGGUCCCAUGCCCUGAUGGAUACUUGGGGCCUCCGCACUGUAAGAAAGCACUUUGCUAUCCAAACUGCAUGAACGGUGGAAACUGUACGGCACCAGGGGUCUGUUCGUGUCCUCCUGGAUUUCAAGGACCAUACUGCGAAGGAGGAAUAUGCGCAGAGAAGUGUCUGAACGGUGGAAAAUGUAUACAGAAGGAUACGUGUGAAUGCCCAAAGGGCUACUUCGGACUACACUGUGAAUUUUCAAAGUGCGUGAUUCCUUGCUUAAAUGGAGGAAAAUGUAAGGGAAAUAAUGUAUGUCGAUGUCCAAAUGGAUUCAAGGGAGAUCACUGUGAAAUUGGGAGGCGUUCUCCACAACGCUCAGCAUGUACUCGAGCCUGCCGAAACGGAACUUGCCAGCCAGACAACACGUGUCAUUGCGAACCUGGAUGGUUUGGAAAGUUGUGCAAUAAGAACAAACCGUGGGCCUAAUGUGCGAGAAGGAAGCUGUUAUCGUGGCAUUGUCAUUUUCACUAAUAGGAGACUUCUUUGUACGUCAUCUUGUGCUCUUUUGGAUAUUGGCAUUUACUAAAUUCAGAUUAAAUUGUUCUAUAUUCCAAUGAUAGAGUAUUUUAGGAUUUUUAAUACGAAAAAACUAAUACAGUCAUCGAUCGAGCAAUGCCGCGGUAAUUGAACACAUGGACUUCGUGAACAUACCCCACCCCACAUGUGAUAUGUAAAGCUGCUUUACACGAUUUUAUACUAUUAAUUAUUAUUAAUUAUAUUCUUUUAUAUUGUAAGACAUUACAUAAUGAUUGUAUAAAAUAAAAGUAUUUUUUCUUUU
This is a messenger RNA of Orussus abietinus, 1504 nucleotides long. It is a transcript of the gene shf, whose product is annotated as protein shifted. The transcript has 6 exons. Lineage: Eukaryota; Metazoa; Arthropoda; Insecta; Hymenoptera; Orussidae. The record is from RefSeq and is a predicted model, not a curated record. Bases 130 to 1152 code for a protein of 340 amino acids.